AUGAGCGAGUUUCGUAUCCAUCACGACGUCAACGAGCUGCUGAGCCUGUUGGACGUGCGAGGAGGCGACGGAGCGGAAGGCUACAUCGACCUUCUGCAGAAGCACCGCGCACCUUACGUCACCACCACGGUCUCCGCCCACGGCGCCAAGGUCAAACUAGCAGAGUUCUCUAAGACGCCGGAAGACUUCCUGAGGAAGUACGAGGAGCUGAAAUCCAAGAAUGUCCGCCAGCUGGACCCGCUGGUCUACCUCCUGUCCCGCCUGUGCGAGGACCCUCAGACUCUGCGGCGCCUGCAGCAGAACGCCAGAGAUCGAUCCGAAGCCGGGGCGCCGCCGGCGGCGCCGAGCGCCACGGCCACCGGCGCUACUGUGAUGUCCAUGCGGGAGCUGGACGAGCUGCGUAAGAAGAUCGGCAACGCCACGGCCUUGUCCAGCGCCCCUCUGUCGACGGAGGUGACGCGUAAGAUGCUGCGCGACAAACACAACAAGAAGAACCCGGCUCAGCUCCACCCCGUCUUUCCCGGCUGGGCGUACGAGCGGCCCGCCCUCCUGGGGGACUUCGUCGCCGGCCCCGCCGUCGCCGCCGUCGACUCUGCCGCGGGUUCUCUGGCGCCGGCGGCGCAGGAGCACCUGGUUCUGGAGGACCUGCUUUUCGUUCUGGUGGGCGUGGACGGCCGCGACGUGAUCUCUCAGCCCGUCCUGGGCCGGCAGAACCGCUCCUUCGUGGUGGACGCCGCGCUGGACGCGUCCGUCAAGGAGCUGGUGCACCGCAUCCUUCCCGUGGCGUCCUACUACUCGGCCGUCACGCGUUUUGUGGAGGAGAAGUCGUCCUUCGAGUACGGGCAGGUGAACCACGCGCUGACGGCGGCCAUGCGGACCCUGCUCAAGGAGUACCUGAUCCUGGUGGCCCAACUGGAGCACGUGCACCGGCGGGGGCUGCUGUCUCUGCAGAAGCUCUGGUUCUACCUGCAGCCCACCAUGAGGACCAUGGACAUCCUGGCCUCCAUCGCGUCGUCGGUGGACAAGGGCGAGUGUAUGGGCGGGGCCACGCUCAGCCUCCUUCACGACCGCACCUUCAACUUCACGGGCGACGCCCAAGCGCAAGAGGUGUGUCUGUACCUCACCAAGGCCGCCAGCGUGCCCUACUUUGAGAUCCUGGAGAAGUGGAUCUACAGGGGCAUCAUCCGCGAUCCCUACAGCGAGUUCAUGGUGGAGGAGCACGAGUUGCAGAAAGAGAACAUCCAGGAGGAUUACAACGACAAGUACUGGGACCAGAGGUACACCGUGGUUCAGCACCGCAUUCCCUCCUUCCUGCAGAAGAUGGCCGACAAGAUCCUCAACACAGGAAAGUACCUGAACGUGGUGCGCGAGUGCGGCCGUGACGUGACGUGUCCCGACGCCAAGGAGGUGGUGUACACGCUGAAGGAGCGCGCCUACGUGGAGCACAUCGAGAAGGCCUUCAACUACGCCAGCAAGGUGCUUCUGCGCUUCCUGCUGGAUGAGAAGGAGCUGGUGGCGCGCCUCAGGUCCAUCAAGCACUACUUCCUGCUGGACAAAGGCGACUUCUUCGUGCAUUUCAUGGACCUGACGGACGAGGAGCUGAGGAAGCCGGUGGACGACAUCGUCCCGCCCCGGCUGGAGGCUCUGCUGGAGCUGGCGCUGCGCAUGAGCACGGCCAACACCGACCCCUUCAAGGACGACCUCAAGAUCGACCUGAUGCCCAACGACGUGAUCACCCAGCUGCUUCGGGUGCUGGCCAUCGAAACCAAGCAGGAGAAAAGCGUGGCCCAGGCCGAGCCCGGCGACGCCGCCCUCAGCGGCUUGGAGGCCUUCUCCUUCGACUACGUGGUCAAAUGGCCCCUGUCGCUCAUCAUCAGCAGGAAAGCCUUGACCAGGUACCAGAUGUUGUUCCGCCACAUGUUCUACUGCAAACACGUGGAGCGGCUGCUAUGCAACGUGUGGAUCAGCAACAAGCACGCCAACCGUCACUGGUCGCACGCCGCCAAAUGGUUCGCGGCGGCGUUUGCGCUGCGUCAGCGCAUGUUGAACUUUGUGCAGAACAUCCAGUACUACAUGAUGUUUGAGGUCAUCGAACCCACCUGGCACCUGAUGGAGAACAACCUGAAAACGGCGUCCAACAUCGACGACGUGCUGUGGCACCACACCGGCUUCCUGGACAACUGCCUGAAGGACUGCAUGCUGACCAACCCGGAGCUCCUGCGCAUCUUCUCCAAGCUGAUGUCGCUGUGCGUCAUGUUCACGGGUCGCAUGCAGCGUUUCGCUCAGAACCUCAGGCUGGAGCGACUCUCCCCGGAAGAGGGCCCGGCCUCCGACGCCGGCUUGGAGGCGUCCAUCGUCAACUUUGACAACAACUUUAGCGUUCUGCUGCUGGACCUUCUGGACAAACUCAGCAUCUUCAGCACCAACAACUGCGAGCACAGCAUGAUCAGCAUCAUCUACAGGCUCGACUUCAACGGCUUCUACGCCGAGCGCUUGGAGAAGAUGGCGGUGGAGAGAAGCCACAGAGCGACCACGUAG
Molecule: messenger RNA, 2538 nt
Organism: Nerophis lumbriciformis (worm pipefish)
Lineage: Eukaryota; Metazoa; Chordata; Actinopteri; Syngnathiformes; Syngnathidae
Source: RefSeq, a predicted model, not a curated record